AGCCGAACAGCUACUGUGCAUCUGCGUAUUCGCCAUUAUCUUCCAAUUUUUCUUGUUCUCGGAACAUUAUAUAGGUUUUUUUUCCUUGUCUCUCUCUCUUUCUCAUAUUACAUACAGAAAAGGUCCAAAAGGAGAUAAAAUUAACUGGGAGAGUGUGAAAAUCUCGUCGGUGUUUCGAUCCGAGUUUGUGUAAAUCUCGUUAAUUUGUGUUUCUCCGGAGGAAUAGACAAGUAUAGAGAGUGUGUGUAAGUCUGCGUGUAAGAGGAAUCUCGUUCUUGUUCAAGAUGUGUGUUUCUAGUUAUAAUGGAUGAUAGUGAAGAUAUUUCAUUUACUAAGGAGAUUGUAUCGAAUCCGUGAUGUUAUCGUUGUGAAUCUGACGAUCAGAUCGAUCGCUGUGUUACUUUCAUUGUGAAUUCGGUCAAACAAGAUUUGUCGAGAAUGAACGGCGGAAACGGUGUAGAAGAAGCUGCGGCGAGUACGGCUUGCGGGCCGGAGCCUCUGGAGUGGAAAUUCUCUCAGGUUUUUGGCGAACGGGCUGCCGGGGAGGAAGUACAGGAAGUUGAUAUUAUUUCCGCCAUUGAAUUUGAUAGUACUGGGGAUCACCUUGCCACUGGAGAUCGCGGAGGUCGGGUUGUUUUAUUUGAAAGAACAGAUAUGAGAGAUCAUGAUGGAAGUCGAAGAGAUCUAGAGAGGAUGGACCACCCAAUCAAUAGGCAUCCUGAAUUCCGCUAUAAAACAGAGUUUCAAAGCCAUGAGCCUGAAUUUGAUUAUCUUAAGAGCUUGGAAAUUGAGGAGAAAAUCAAUAAAAUUAGAUGGUGUCAAUCAGCCAAUGGCGCCCUAUUUCUUCUUUCAACUAAUGAUAAAACCAUCAAAUUUUGGAAGGUUCAAGAGAAGAAGGUUAAGAAAGUAUGUGACAUGAACAUGGACCCUGUGAACGAUGUGGGAAAUGUUCCUAUUGUUGGGUCAAGUACAUCAACCAGCUUGAAACCUUGUAUUGCGAAUGGAAAGUGCACAGAGAAACGUGUUGGUCAUUCAAGCUGUGAUUUUGAGUUUCCAUCCGGGGGCAUCCCUUCUUUGCGGUUGCCAACGGUAGUGACUAGUCUUGAGAUGAGCCUUGUGGCUAGGUGUCGAAGAAUAUAUGCCCAUGCCCAUGACUAUCACAUUAAUUCCAUUUCUAAUAACAGUGACGGGGAGACUUUUAUAUCAGCUGACGAUUUACGAAUAAAUCUUUGGAACCUGGAAAUCAGCAGUCAGAGUUUCAAUAUUGUUGACGUGAAGCCCGCAAACAUGGAGGAUCUGACUGAGGUGAUAACUUCGGCAGAAUUUCACCCUACUCACUGUAACAUGUUAGCAUAUAGUAGUUCGAAGGGCUCAAUCCGUCUGAUUGAUAUGCGACAGUCGGCUCUGUGUGAUAGUCAUAGCAAAUUGUUUGAGCAGCCAGAGAUGCCUGGCACAAGGUCCUUCUUCACAGAAAUUAUUGCGUCAAUCUCGGAUCUAAAGUUUGCUAAGGAUGGAAGGCAUAUACUUAGUCGAGACUACAUGACUCUCAAGUUGUGGGACAUAAAUAUGGAUUCUGGCCCGGUUGCAACUUUCCAGGUUCAUGAAUACUUGAGACCUAAGCUCUGUGAUUUGUAUGAAAAUGAUUCUAUCUUUGACAAGUUUGAGUGUUGUCUUAGUGGAGAUGGACUUCGAGUGGCAACUGGUUCCUACAGCAAUCUGUUCCGCGUGUUUGGUUGUUCUGAAGGAAGCACAGAAGCCACGACAUUGGAGGCCAGCAAAAAUCCCACGAGGAGGCAAGUCCAAACACCAUCAAGGCCUGCUAGAUCUCUGGGCACUCUAUCUCGUGGUUUCAGGCGAGGUGCUGAUAACUCUGGAGGUGAUUCAAACGGAAACGCUUUUGAUUUCUCAACAAAGCUGCUACAUCUAGCAUGGCAUCCAACUGAAAAUGCACUCGCAUGUGCUGCCUCAAACAGCCUUUACAUGUACUAUGCAUAAGAUGAUGUGGGAAGGAAUUCUGUUUUUGCUUGGCAAUGCUCAAAUCAUUGCCUGCGGUGAAGGUUGCUUUGCCUUUCUUCCUCGGCGAGUGACAGCAAGUUGUGCCAAUUAUCAUACUCCCAGCUACCAAUUAGAAUUCUAGCACCAUUUUGACACCGGGGUUGGAUGUUACUCUUGUUAAAUUAUGAAGGAAGACAUUAGCAUUCGCUACCAGGCAGGCAGGCUGUGCCUAACUGAUUCAUAUUCUUUCAUCGAGGAAGAUGCGAGUCUGCCCUUGUAUUAUUUUGUUUAGGUCAAAGAAAGUGCCGUUUUAGCUCAGCUCCUCAACAAUCCGAAAAAGAAGCUUCUGUGCUGCUACUCCUGAGGCAAGUGGGAGGUCUAGACCCGAAUUUGAGGGGGAGCUGUUUGGAUGCAUCAAUUCUCAUUGAUACGUAGGGCUUCAACAAUGUAUUAUCAUGAUUAUUGUUAUUUUGAUAUUCUAACCAUUCUUUCUCUCAAAAGUUUUCCCGUUUGUUUUGGUCUUUGCAGCAAGAUGAUUCUGUUCCCUAUCUUUUUUUUUCAUUAUUAAUUUUCUUUUCUCGGAUGUAGUACUUGUCGUGCGGUUUUCUGGAAGUUGAACUAUUGCUA
Molecule: messenger RNA, 2622 nt
Organism: Tripterygium wilfordii
Lineage: Eukaryota; Viridiplantae; Streptophyta; Magnoliopsida; Celastrales; Celastraceae
Product: serine/threonine protein phosphatase 2A 55 kDa regulatory subunit B beta isoform-like
Exons: 14
Coding region: 439-1995 (518 amino acids)
Biological process (GO): peptidyl-serine dephosphorylation
Cellular component (GO): cytosol; protein phosphatase type 2A complex
Molecular function (GO): protein phosphatase regulator activity; protein binding
Source: RefSeq, a predicted model, not a curated record